AUGAGGCUCAGCAUCUUCUUGUUCCUGUGUGUUGUGGGUCUCAGUCAGGCUGACAGCCUGAAGAUCUUUAAUGGUGCUGAGUGUGUGAAGAACUCACAGCCUUGGCAGGUGGGGCUGUUCCAUGGCAAAUACCUGCGCUGUGGUGGCGUCCUUGUGGAUCGCAAGUGGGUCCUUACAGCUGCCCACUGCGGUGGCAAUAGGUACUUGGUGCGCCUUGGGGAGCACAGCCUCACCAGACUGGAUUGGACAGAGCAGCUGAGGCUCACCACCUUCUCCAUGACACACCCCAGCUACAAGGGUGUCCAUCAGAACCACGAGCAUGAUCUUCGACUCCUGCGACUGGGCAGACCCGUCCGCCUGACCCAUGCUGUCCGGCCCCUGGCCCUGCCCACUUCCUGUGCACCUAUGGGGACCAAGUGUCAUAUUUCAGGAUGGGGUAUCACAAACAAGCCAUGGGACCCGUUCCCAGACCGGCUGCAAUGCCUCGACCUCUCCAUUGUCUCCAAUGCCACAUGCCAAGCCGUGUUCCCUGGAAGAGUGACAGAUAAUAUGGUGUGUGCAGGUGGUGAAGCCGGGAAGGACGCCUGCCAGGGUGACUCUGGAGGCCCCCUGGUGUGUAGAGGGGUUCUUCAAGGUCUGGUUUCCUGGGGAUCUGUUGGGCCUUGCGGACAAAAAGGCAUUCCAGGGGUCUAUACCAAGGUCUGCAAAUACGUGCCCUGGAUCAGAAAGGUCAUGAAGAACAAUUAA
Microtus oregoni (creeping vole) is the source of this 747-nucleotide messenger RNA. RefSeq names its product kallikrein related peptidase 12 (gene Klk12). The transcript is spliced from 6 exons. The record is from RefSeq and is a predicted model, not a curated record. Gene Ontology annotation, biological process: proteolysis. The coding region runs from base 1 to 747 and encodes 248 amino acids. Gene Ontology annotation, molecular function: serine-type endopeptidase activity. Lineage: Eukaryota; Metazoa; Chordata; Mammalia; Rodentia; Cricetidae.